Molecule: messenger RNA, 3575 nt
Organism: Pocillopora damicornis (cauliflower coral)
Lineage: Eukaryota; Metazoa; Cnidaria; Anthozoa; Scleractinia; Pocilloporidae
Product: octopamine receptor beta-2R-like
Biological process (GO): adenylate cyclase-activating adrenergic receptor signaling pathway; positive regulation of MAPK cascade
Cellular component (GO): plasma membrane
Molecular function (GO): G protein-coupled receptor activity
Source: RefSeq, a predicted model, not a curated record
AAAAAAAAGUCAAAUAUGCCGAGAAGCAGGGGUUAAAUGUAGAACAUCCGGACCUAUAAAGUAGAAUUUCAUUUGAUAAGUGACCAUAAAACGUUCCAGGUUUUCCUGUACCAAUAUUGACGACCUCAGUUGCAGUGUCGAUCGAUAUUAUGAAAAAACAAAUUUAUUGAAGGCCUGUAUGGGCAUAACUCUCUACUGUACACUGCAGUGAACUAAAUGAAUGGCGCCGAGAGGAAAAUUUAAUACUUCAGAGCGGAAUAGUCGCGAUGUAGGUUUUUUUUUAGAUUCCCCAACUUCACUUUUAUCAGUACUUCAUAGCAAAGACAAUCACGAAUAUAGCGGGUAGUAAUUAAUUCUUGUUAAAUGGCCAUAUUCGUUCAUCGUAACACAAGAAUAUUACUGCACAGAGCUGAAACAAAAUUUUGCUGAAGAACUUAAGUUUAUCUGUCAAAAGAAGACAUUUUUUGAUUAACACAAUGCGAUUUCUAUGUUGACGUGUAGCUCACUAAGAGCGAGUUUUUUAAAACCUUUCAUCCUUCCCAAUUAUACCAAAAUGAGAAAAUCCGAAAGUAACUUCCGAAACUUCAAGUGUAAUUUGGCGAUGACUCUUAAAAACCCGGUUCGGUAUGUUUUUUUUUUUUUGAUAGCUUUGUGGUCGUUACGUAGUUGACAUCACUUAUGACUUCAAGGUUUAUAUUUCAUAAGUCAUAUUGAGUGAAUAAAGCAUGAGGAUGUUGUAAUCACAUUGCAAAAUAUUAACAUCGUCAUGGUUCAUCAAGCCAAGUUACCAAUAAGAUGCUACUGUAGGAAUCGGGAUUCAACUAGCCAUUCCUCUAACUGUUAAAAAAUCUUGCCCAAGCCCUUAGUGUGGCAUGUUCCGCGUAAAUUUAAUCGGUGAGAUGGCAACGCGCCGCUUGGGCCAAGCCUUUUAAUUUCGUAACCUUGUUAGUGAGCGAAACAUUAAUUGCUACUUGCGUAAUUCGCCUACAGACUGCACGUACUUGCACAUCUUUUGUUGGCCACGAGCAGCAGAAUGACAUUUCUCAUUUUUGACUACUUCCAGCUGCUGCAAGCUUUUUAAGAUAGAUUACAAUCAACUUUAAUCUCACAUUUACUGCCACUGAUUUCAACACAUCGCUUGCUUGACUGCUAUUCAAGCGAGCAAACCCAGUUUUCAAUUCACGCUUGCUGUAACUUUUUGAUCGACAGUUUCUGCCAGUAUUCAGCUUUCGUUUUGCCCUGCAAGUUAUUACCACGAUCAGCAUUUAAAGGUGGGACACAACUGCUUUAAGAUUUGCAUAAAAGAAUCCUUUGAUGAGCUGAUAACCUCUCGAGGACCGUUCCCGAGCUUCAACGUGGCAAGAACCAUUUCCUCUUAAGGCUCGAAUCAGUUCCUCUUGGCGCUCAAACCAGUUUCUCUCCAAGCCCGAACCGGUUUCGUUGCUCGAACCAGUUUCUCUCCAAGCUUAAACCAGUUCCUCUAGGCGCUCGAACCAGUUUCUCUCGGGGCACGAACCAGUUCCUUUCAGUACUCGAACCAGUUUCUCUCGGGGCUUGAACCAGUUCCUCUCAGGGCACAGGCCAGUUCCUGUCAGAGCUCGAAUCAGUUUCUCUCGUGCGUUUUUGGCGUCACCCUUCUUUUGCAGUUUCAGCUCUUGGAUAGUUGUUUGUCUUGACGUGAGAAAUGAGCCUAUACGCAAACGCUUCUAUUGCAAGCAUCAACACGACAUCCACUCCAGCAAUAUUUCAAACAAAGUCAAAGGUGGAGAAAUUUUUCGUCUUCCUCUCCAUUGCAGAGAUCCUCAUCAUCCUUAUGGCGCUCAUCGGCAACUUCGUGGUCGUGUAUUCAUUCAUCGUAUCCACUAAACUACGAACAAGUGUUACAAAUUAUUUCGUAGUCUCUUUGGCGAUAUCCGAUUUACUAACUUCAGGGUUAGUGAUGACGUUUAAAGUGGAAUACACUCUAAACAGUUACAAAUGGAAGCAUGGCAAGUUCGAGUGCGGUCUCUAUACUACUAUGUAUCUACUGGCCGUGCCAAGUUCCGUUAUAAAUCUUUGCGCUGUCACGGUAGAUCGUUACUUGGUUCUGAGGUUGCCUCUUCACUACGCCUCUCUUAUGACUCCAAGGAGGGCAGUUUCUAUAAUCUGCUGCGUGUGGAUGUACGCACUCUUUUGGGCGUGUCUACCUUUCAUGGGCUGGAGAUUUCAUGUACCCAUAAUUCAAAACGGCCAGUGCUACUUUGUAAAUACAGCAGCCUACAAUAUCACAGUCAAUGUCAUGAACUUUUUACUACCAAUGAUAUUCAUGGCAAUAUUCUGGUCUCUUAUCUGCUCCAUUGUCCUUCGGCACCGUGAAAGGGUUAAAGAACAAGAAACAAAUAUUUCUUUCAACACGAACGAAUCUGCAUGUUAUUCUACCAACACUCUGUGCAUCGGAAAUGCCGCGACAUCGAUGCAACUUGAACCGAUUGCCAGAAAAAAAAAGGCUGGAAAGAAAAAAAUGCAGCGAAAUUUUAGUGGAUGUCGAUACAUUGGAAUUAUUGUCAUGCUAUUUUACAUUUGUUGGCUGCCUUACGUGACAUUAAGUUUGAUUGCAAACAUUUGUCUGUCGUGCAUUAAAUCGCCUAUCACGCUAACACUGUCUGAGACAUUCCUCGCGUUAGGGUUUUUAAACUCCGCUCUAAAUCCAUUUUUUUAUCCAUUCCACGACAAACGGUUCAAGGAAGCGUUUAGAGACAUUUGGAAGAAACUGCGAAGUAAGAGUUUCUUAAAGGUGUUACAUCGCAAAGAGAAAGUUUUGGAGGUAGCGAGACUGGAAAUCGUAGUCCGUGGUCAGUGAUUGGCAGAGAGGUUCUUGAUUGAGUGCUGUAAAAUCAAAACUAAGGUAAUAGGGUUAUUAUCACAGGAAGCCUUUAAAAUGGCAUAAUCUAUGUGACUGGCCAGAAGAAGCGGAAAAAAAGCGUCAAAAGAAACCACAGGGAAAAAGGGCGGGAAAAAAACCGCGGACAAAAAAACGCGGGAAAAAAGCACGGGAAAAAAAGCGCAAGAAAAAAGCGCGGAAAAUGGCGCGGGGAGAAAACCAACUGAUUAUAUUGUGUCUGAUUUAAGUUUUACAUCUGAUUGGGUGAAAAAGUGGUGUGAGAUUUCUAAGCCGAUCAAAAUGCGCAGAGGAUCAAAAGGCAUUUCAUACAAUUUCGGUUAUUUUCGACGCUUGAUUGAACACUGUUUUAACUGUGAUUAAAGUAGAAAGUAUAUAUUUUUUUAUUAGAGAAGUAUUAGAUUCAUGAGAUGCAUUAAAAUCAUUAUAUCCCAUUCAAAAUGACAGCCAAUUUGUUUUGCGGGUUCCUUCCUCGUUCUCACUUACAAGAAAGAAAGAGGGCCUGGGAACGAGAUUGACUGGCAGAGUGAGCGCUCUCUUGACGUAAUUAUUGCUAACUGAUUCACGUGCUAUCCGGGGAGAUUGGACUGGACUUCAACUAAUGUAAUGCUGCAGAGACUUGAAGUAAGAUAAGCGCAAGGAGAUCUUGACCACUUGGACUACAACUGCUUUUGAAACAGAUAAUAAUAAACAUUUU